Molecule: messenger RNA, 1028 nt
Organism: Megalops cyprinoides (Indo-Pacific tarpon)
Lineage: Eukaryota; Metazoa; Chordata; Actinopteri; Elopiformes; Megalopidae
Gene: rab28
Product: RAB28, member RAS oncogene family
Exons: 7
Coding region: 116-781 (221 amino acids)
Cellular component (GO): endosome; Golgi apparatus
Molecular function (GO): GTP binding; GTPase activity
Source: RefSeq, a predicted model, not a curated record
UAUGGCGUCUGGUUGCUUAGCGCUGGCCCGUCUAAUCCUUAUCUGAGCACAUUAACCUGCAACAAUACAGUGUCUUUUGCUGUAAAAACGAUUCCUUUAUUUAGUUAUCAACAUAAUGUCGGACUCGGAGGAAGACAGUCAAGACCGACAGCUAAAAAUUGUCAUAAUUGGAGAUGGAGCUUCGGGAAAGACGUCUCUCGCCACCCGCUUUGCACAGGAGGCCUUCGGGAAACAGUACAAACAGACGAUAGGACUGGACUUCUUUCUGAAGAGAAUAACGCUGCCAGGCAACAUGAACGCCACACUACAGGUGUGGGACAUCGGGGGACAGACGAUAGGGGGGAAGAUGCUGGACAAAUAUAUUUACGGAGCUCAGGGUGUUCUUCUAGUCUAUGACAUCACAAACUACCAGAGCUUUGAGAACCUGGAGGACUGGUUCAGCAUGGUGAAGAAGGUGAACGAGGAGUCGGAGGUCCAGCCCGUCGUUUCCCUGGUGGGGAACAAAGUCGACCUGGAGCACAUGCGGACUGUCAAAGCUGACAAGCAUCAGCGCUUUUGCCAGGAGAACGGCCUCAUCAGCCACUUCGUAUCGGCCAAGACGGGAGAUUCUGUGUACCUGUGCUUUCAGAGAGUGGCAGCUGAGAUUCUGGGUGUGAAGCUCAACAAGGCGGAGAUCGAACAAUCUCAGCGCGUGGUGAAGGCAGACAUCGUGAACUACAGUCAGGAGCCGGUGACUCGGACAGUCAACCCCCCGCGCAGCUCCAUGUGUGCAGUGCAGUGACCCCCCCGCUCCCCCCACCCCGCCCCGUCCCAUCCUCCCCCCGGUGGUGAAUCUGCAGCACAGCCAGGGCUCUCUCUGACUGCCCGGAGCAGAGAGGCCUGAACAGCAGCUCCCACACCGAGACUCCCCUCCACAGCUGCAGGCCGCACAGAGGGGAGAGAGCAGUGCAGAGCCCCGGCAGAUCCACAGCCCCACACACACACACACACGCUCACACACACACGCUCGCUCACACACACACGCUCAC